Messenger RNA from Anopheles nili, 1878 nucleotides. RefSeq lists its product as uncharacterized. The transcript is spliced from 4 exons. NCBI's taxonomy places the organism in Eukaryota, Metazoa, Arthropoda, Insecta, Diptera, Culicidae. The record is from RefSeq and is a predicted model, not a curated record. The coding region runs from base 1 to 1878 and encodes 625 amino acids. Gene Ontology annotation, biological process: maturation of SSU-rRNA. Gene Ontology annotation, cellular component: nucleus; 90S preribosome.
AUGGAUAAAAUACAGCUAAAGAAACAGAUUACGACACUUCGUUCAUUGGUUAAAUCAACUCGUACCAUCUUCAUACAAAAACAUGUACGUGAUCAUAAGUUCUGGUCUUCCAAAGUAACUGCUAAUAGCGAAAAUCAACGAGCUCAAAAGAAAGCCGAAUCAGCGGGCGCCGUUCUCCAGUACAUUCGUUCUCUUGGCACGGCUGAUUUGGUGGAAGAAGUGUUAAAAUAUCAGCCGCCAAAAAAUGGUCAAUCUUUGGAUUCUGGGUCGGUUCCCAGGCGUACUAUUUCACGAUUCUGCGCCAAUGAAAAACUUGGUCGACACCUAAGCGUGGUUGUAAGCAAAUUUAUUGAAGAUAAUUCCAAAGUUCUCAAAUCGAAAGUGAUAAUGAAGAAAGCUAACAAUUAUAAACCUCCCGAGGAAGAGGAGGAGGACGAAGGUUGCGAACUGAUUACCGACAGCUUUUUCAUAACGAACACGGGCAAACAUUACGUCGCCGUUGCACCUAAGCGUAAGGCAAAUGCCAACAACGAGGAGGAUGGAGAGGAGGAGAUCGAAGAAAGCUGGAAGUUGGCUAACAGAAGGAAAAGAAGGAGCCAGCAAUGGAAUUCCGGCGAAGACGAAAACGUUGAAGAUUUGAAUUCGAAGAUGGCGAAGCAACCGACCGGAUGGGAAAAGAGUUCUUGGAAUGAAAAGAAGCACAGCUCACAAACAGAAGCAAUGGAAGAUCUUCAUCCAUCGUGGGCUGCAAAGCAGGCUCAGAAAGGUAUCAAACCAUUCGCUGGGAAGAAGGUUAUCUUUGGAAACGAAGAUGAUUAUGGCGACCAAAGUGUAGAUUCAGUUCAUUCAAAGAACGAUCUGCACCCAUCAUGGGCCGCGAAGCAAGCUCAGAAAGGUAUUAAACCUUUCAUUGGAAAGAAGAUUGUUUUCAACGGUGCAAACAAUAGCGAACAAGAAGCAACUAGUGCUGAUAACACGAAAAGCAACCUUCACCCAUCUUGGGCCGCGAAGCAGGCUCAACAGGGCAUUAAACCCUUCGCAGGUAAAAAAGUUGUAUUUGACAAUGAAGUCGGUAACGAAGCAAAUUCGAUGGGGGAUCUCCAUCCAUCUUGGGCCGCGAAACAAGCUCAGAAAGGCAUUAAGCCUUUUGCGGGAAAGAAGGUCGUCUUCAACGACGAAGAUGACAGCUUGCGAGAUCCCACUACAGAUAAACGAUACAUACAUCCUUCGUGGGCUGCCAAACAGGCACAGAAAGGCAUCAAACCGUUCGCUGGUAAAAAGGUCAUUUUCAACGAAGAAAACGGCAGCGUACGAGAUUCUACUACUGAUGAACCUUCAAAAUGCGAUAUACAUCCUUCGUGGGCUGCCAAACUGUCACAGAAAGGUAUUAAACCCUUCGCUGGCAAGAAGGUAGUUUUUGACAAUGAAGAUAGUAGUGAACGUGUGGCGGUAAAUCCUGCAAAAUCAAAGAGUGACCUUCAUCCUUCAUGGGCUGCAAAGCAAGCACAACAAGGAAUCAAACCUUUUGCUGGGAAGAAGGUGGUAUUUGACGCCACGGAUAAAACGGAAUGUGUUUCGACGGUAGCAAGAAAAGAAGCCAUAGAAUAUGAUUCGAAGAACGACGUUCAUCCUUCGUGGGCGGCGAAACAGGCACAGAAAGGAAUCAAACAAUUCGCUGGUAAAAAGGUGAUAUUCGACACAGACAAUAAUGACAACCAACACACCAGUAACUACACUAAGAAGCCACCUGUAGUAACUGACGAUUUUGUUAAAAAGCCACAUCCGGCUCCCAGUGAUUUGCAUCCGUCCUGGGCGGCGAAACAGGCACAGAAUGGUAUAAAACCAUUCGCGGGUACGAAGAUAAGUUUCGACGACUAA